Molecule: messenger RNA, 3659 nt
Organism: Ooceraea biroi (clonal raider ant)
Lineage: Eukaryota; Metazoa; Arthropoda; Insecta; Hymenoptera; Formicidae
Product: proton-coupled amino acid transporter-like protein CG1139
Biological process (GO): amino acid transmembrane transport
Cellular component (GO): vacuolar membrane
Molecular function (GO): L-amino acid transmembrane transporter activity
Source: RefSeq, a predicted model, not a curated record
CCGCUUUAACUGGCCGCAUCACGUGACGAGCUAUGCUGAACGCGUACACCACGAUAGAAAUUGAAGUGGUGCGGGACAGUCGCUAGACAUCCUCGGUCGCUGACGCAUUAACGCCAACUGGGUAGCCGCCGCCUACGGAAUCGGGUUACAUCCGGUCGGGGGUUGCGGGAACGCCGUCGCGUUUGCACGGAUGCACGUGAUCCGGUGGAAGCAAACGGAGAGAACUGCAACCUAUGCCAGCGAUUGUUGAAAGUUUAUUAGAACUGUGAUAGUGACACGAAAGAGUGGAAAGAAAUCUUUGUAAUUAUGGAAAACUCAAAGGAAGAAUAUAUAAAUAUGCAGCUGAUCGACUCUCAAAGUCCUUACAAAGGCAAUAGUGAAAUUGCUGCGAGUGGCGUAAAUAAUACCGAAGCUGCACUAUCGUCCACCGCAGAUACGGAGGAUUAUGAUCCCCAUAAGCACCGGAACAGACAGAAUCCCACCACAAAUUUCGAAACCCUAGUCCACUUGCUGAAGGGCAGCUUGGGCACGGGAAUUUUAGCGAUGCCGAAUGCAUUUUACAACAGCGGUCUCCUGGUUGGCGUCAUAGCUACGAUACUCAUAGGAGUACUGUGCACCUACUGCUUGCACGUGCUCGUGAAGGCGCAAUACAAAUUGUGUAAACGGUUGAGAGUUCCUAUACUGAGCUAUCCGCACAGCAUGAAAUACGCUCUCGAGCAAGGUCCUCGAUGUAUGAGCUGGUUCUCUCCGUACGCGCCAGGACUCGUAGACGGGUUCAUGAUAGUCUAUCAAAUGGGAAUUUGCUGCGUUUAUAUCGUAUUUAUAGCGACAAAUAUAAAACAGGUGGCAGACCAGUACUGGGAACCUUUGGAUAUUUCGACCCAUAUGCUCAUUUUGUUGCUUCCGCUGAUUUUGAUAAACUACAUUAGAAAUCUGAAGUUACUGGCGCCGUUUUCCACCCUAGCGAACCUUAUUACGUUCGUCGGGCUCGCUAUGACACUAGUGUAUAUGUUUGACGAGCUACCGCCGAUCAGCGAGAGGGAGAUGUUUGGUACAUUAACAAAUUUUUCCCUCUAUUUUGGAACGACGUUAUUUGCGUUAGAAGCCGUCGGUGUGAUUAUAGCACUGGAGAACAAUAUGAAGACGCCGCAAUAUUUCGGAGGCUAUUGCGGCGUGCUGAACAUAGGAAUGAUCGUGAUCGUCAUCUUGUACAUAGCCGUGGGAUUUUUCGGUUACGUAAAGUAUGGAGCUGAGGCUGCAGGCAGCGUUACCUUCAAUUUGCCGGAGGAUGAAGCUAUGGCUCAAAGCAUUAAAAUAAUGUUCGCGAUCGCCAUAUUCAUAACGUAUGCCUUACAAGCCUACGUGCCUGUCGAAAUCAUGUGGUCCACCUACUUGGAUCACCGAAUACAAAAUCGUAAAGUCCUAUGGGAGUACGUUUGCCGGACCCUCAUUACCUUGUGCACGUUCGUUUUGGCGAUCGCCAUACCAAGGCUUGGCCUAUUUAUCUCCCUCUUUGGAGCACUCUGCCUGUCCGCUCUCGGCAUCGCCUUCCCGGCGAUAAUCGAGAUAUGCGUGCUGUGGCCGGAGAACGAUUUCGGUCCCCUCAAAUUCACACUAAUCAAGAACAUCCUCCUGAUUGUGUUCGGGAUGAUAGGUCUCGUGGUGGGGACCUACGUCAGCAUCGUGGGCAUAGUGGAGUCCUUCCAGUGAACUGCACCGAAGGUAAAACGCAAAGCACUCGAAAGCUUUCGAAAUAGGAAAAUUGAGAAAUAGAGAAAGCGAGACAAGGGAAAAGCAGCUUGCAACUUCGAACGAAAGCGAGCGUGCGGAAAGCAAUCGGAAAAUGCUUUUGUGAGCUUGUCACCGCCAUGAGUUUACUUAGACUUUACGUAGGUAACGAAAAGAAGGUAGGUAAGUGCGCCGUAGGUGGUCGAGGAGCACUCGAAAUCUCACGCGACGAAAACCCCCGAUCGGGCGGUUCGAUCUGUGAUGAAAGCUUUCCUAUGAGCAUCGCGCGAUGAUGUGCCAUCGUCGCGGGUCGUUGUUGAAGAUUUUUAUCGCCCAGAAAUCCAUUACGCGUAUCACAUUGGAUGCACGUGCAUCCAGUUGGAUCGCAUAUGCAGAUCUCUGUACGUGCAGACGGUCCAUUUCAGUAUACGUAAAAAUUGUAUCACGUCCAAAGUGCUUCACACCUUACCUUAGCAUUACGCGGCAUAUCGAGUAGGCGUACCACCAGGAGUUUCCCCAUACAUAGACAAUUAUUAAGACGCGUUCGCUUAAGCUUCUUAUCUCGGUGAUACGAGUACUUAGGGGUACGAACACGGCAUUCAUUUUCCUGUACAAAGUGGAAAUGUCGCAAUAAUUAAUCGAUAUUUUCCUGAUAUGAGCAUUGAGAAUUUUGCCUCGAUGUGUUUCACUUUCGAAUUUAUUUAGACCGGGCCGAUGUGAUUAGCAAAAGCAGAAACCGUCUCGCAAUUUUUAUUUUGUAUGUAAUUUAAUCAGAGGCGGUAACAUAGAUGAAAGAUUUAACUAAAAUAAGAUAUUUUUGUCAAAAUAAUUAUGACUGAAAGUAUCUUGUGCAUUACGAAAUGAUCGUCAUAAGCAAUUUUGGCAAUGAUUUACUGCGAUAAUUAAUUGUCACAUUCUUAUCGAAGGAAAUAUUUCAAUGUGGUCAAUAUUAUGUGGUCAAUGGAGAACAUUGUAAAUGUUCACAAAAACUAUUUCCAAUACUUAAGCGUUAUCCAUAUCCCAGUUCCACAUUAUACGGAACGGCAAGCAAUAUGAAUGCAAUGAAAAUUAAUGACAUGUGAAUAUUUUUCGUAUUUAAUUUCGGGAGAUCUCUCUCUAUCUUAAAUUCAGAUUUCUUUUUAAAGAAAGUUUGCAUGGGAACAUCGAUAAUAGAACUCAUAUUUUAUUUGAAAGAAUAGUUUAAAAGAAAGAACAUUAUUUCAGUAGAAUUAUAAGCUUGAUGUUAAAACGCGAAUGAAAUGAAAGUAAUGUAGAAUAUAGAUAAAAUACAAAGGACAAAAUGAAAGUUACUAAAAUACUACUAAAAAAUAAAACUCAGCUCGAUGUUAAAGCGUGAAUAAAAUGAAAGUAAUAUAGAAUAUAGGUAAAGUGCAAUGGAAUAAAUGAAAGUAAUACGUCACUGUUAAAUAUAUAUAAAAUAAGUCACUGUUAUAUAUAUACACGCGUUCCAUUUUUUACUAUUGGGAUUUUAAUGCUCUCUACAGAUGCACGCUGCAGAAUAAUUAAAAACAAACUCGAAAGAAAUAAAUAUAGAAAAUGUAUGUAAAAGCGGAUCUAUAUACAUAUACAUAUAUGUACAUUGUAAUUAUUAUCGAAAUAGUUCUAAAUUUACAAUGUUAAUUACGAAUUGAUAAUUUAUGAACAUGUUGCAUCUAUAUAAACACGUUAAGACGAUGUAACCAGCAGAAGUAAUUGAUAGUCGUACUUAUAAUAGAACCGUAAAUGUUCCGUUACAAAGCUGUUAGGAUCCGCUGAAUUUUUACUUCCAUUACAUUUUGUUCGAUAAAUAAUCAUGUAACCGUAUGUUAUUUCAUACGGAACUUUUUACCGAAUACUUUUUCACGAAUACUGUGCGGCUAUUUAGAAUUUAUUUCUUUUUGACGUAAUAUAAAAUAUUCAUAUAUAAUAAA